Molecule: messenger RNA, 5169 nt
Organism: Helobdella robusta
Lineage: Eukaryota; Metazoa; Annelida; Clitellata; Rhynchobdellida; Glossiphoniidae
Exons: 26
Biological process (GO): membrane depolarization during action potential; neuronal action potential; sodium ion transmembrane transport
Cellular component (GO): plasma membrane; voltage-gated sodium channel complex
Molecular function (GO): voltage-gated sodium channel activity
Source: RefSeq, a predicted model, not a curated record
UUGGCCUUCCCCAUGGGAAAUUUGGCGGCCCUUCGUACGUUUCGGGUGCUUAGAGCCCUGAAGACUGUGGCCGUGGUACCUGGGUUAAAAACGAUUGUUGGCGCUCUCAUGGAGGCCGUUCGAAGACUUCGUGACGUCAUCAUCCUCACAUUGUUCGUUCUCUCUAUUUUUGCUCUGAUUGGUCUACAGAUAUAUCAAGGUACCCUAAUGAACAAAUGCAUACUCACUCCUGAUUGGAUGGCGUUGCCGGAAGUCAACGAUACCGUUCGUGACGUCACCAUUAAUAACAGUAAUUGGUUGAUUCUUCCUAAUGGGUCUCCUAAGCUCUGCGGAAAUGGUUCGGGAUUGGGAACUUGCCCGCCAACGCACUUCUGCAUACCGGUCGGUUCGAAUCCGAAUUUCGAUUACACGAGUUUCGAUAAUUUCGGUUUCGCCCUGCUCUGUGCCUUCAGGCUGAUGACGCAAGAUUAUUGGGAAAACCUCUAUCAGAUGGUGUUAACGACAAACGGACAGUUCCACAUCGUCUUCUUCAUCCUGGUCAUCUUCAUGGGGUCCUUCUACCUGGUCAACCUGAUACUGGCGAUCGUCGCUAUGUCGUACGAUGACUGCCAGAAACAGGAGCAGUUGGAGGACGAGGGGGAAGAAAAUGAUGACGAAGACGACGAUGACAAAAGUGAUGAUGAUGAUGACGAAGACGAUGAUGAAGUAGUUGUUGGCGAUGGGGGUCUCAAGAUUUACGACGGGGUGGUCUGCAGUGGUGAUGAUGAAAAUGUAGAUAGAGAUCUGGAGAAUUUGAUGAGGGUAAGGUUUUCCAGCCUACGUAGACAAACUCCCACAACGAUACAGCGAAACAGCAACACGUCAACCCACCAACAACCAACGACACAGAACAACAAAACAUCACUGUACCACGAACAAAACUACCUCACAAUACCUUCUCCAGACCCACCCCGCUACAAACAACAACACCCCUACCACCACCCUCCACAACAACAAGAGGCCAGCAGACAUCACCAUGGUAGCUGGGAUGGACUGCCUGUCAUCUACCACCACCAGAACGCCAACAACUUCCCCCAAAAAAGCUUAGCUAACAAAGUAAAAGCCGCUCACAGAGCCAGUUUGAGACGGCAAAGUCUACGGAUGAGACGUCUGUCGGUCGAUGUUGCUCGGACUGCCGCGACAGGCUUCAGCGACGGUGAUCAACUUUUGGCCACUACUGAUGAUGGUUCGAAAUUGGCAUUAAGCAAGGGAAAGCAAGACGCGGAAAAUUUGACAAAGGAGAAAAUUUUUGAGGCAACUCACUUUUUGUGGUUUAAAAAAAAGUUUGUUCCUGAAUCUAAAGAAGAAAAUGAACAACAACUACAGCAACUGCAACCACAACGAAUGCCAGCACAGCAACGACAUUGUCAGACGGACGAUGACGAUGUUGAUGUUGACGAUGAUGAUGACGACGGUCAAAUGACAUCUAUCGCAUACCAAGAAAAAUGCAACUACCUGCUGUAUGGAUGGCAGUGCUGUCCGCAAUGGAUAAAGUUCGCCUCCAUUGUCGAACUAUUUGUCAUGGAUGCCUUUGUGGACCUGUUUAUAACACUGUGCAUCGUCGUCAACACAAUUUUCAUGGCUCUAGACCACGAGGGCAUGUCGGAACACCUCGCUCAGGUCCUUUCCGUUGGAAAUUACGUAUUCACGGCCAUCUUUACGAUCGAAGCCUUCUUGAAGAUAGUGGCCCUAGGCUUGCAGCGUUAUUUGCAAGACAAGUGGAGCUGCUUCGAUCUCAUCAUUGUCGUAUUGAGUCUCGUCGAGUUGGGUCUUUCCAAUAUUAAAGGACUGUCCAUAUUGAGAUCGUUUAGACUUCUUCGAGUUUUCAAGUUAGCGAAAUCCUGGCCGACACUCAACCUCCUAAUUGGCAUAAUAGGCAGGACAAUGGGGGCGCUAGGCAACCUGUGCUUCGUGCUCGCCAUCAUCAUCUUCAUCUUCGCAGUCAUGGGCAUGCAACUCUUCGGUGAAAAUUACACGGUGGAGAAGUUUGGGGAGAUGCCGCGGUGGAAUUUCUCGGAUUUUCUUCAUUCGUUCAUGAUCGUUUUCAGAGUUCUAUGCGGGGAGUGGAUCGAAUCCAUGUGGGCAUGCCUCUUUUGCUCCGGAAUCAUUUGCAUUCCUUUCUUCCUCCUCACCAUGAUUAUCGGAAAUUUAGUCGUUCUCAACCUCUUCCUCGCUCUCCUACUCAGCUCAUUUGGCGCCGAGAGUCUUCAGGGCGCCAACCAAUCAGACGAAAGCGGUGGUGAACCGAAUAAGUUGCAAGAAGCAGUUGAUCGAAUAACUCGGUUCGGUCGGUUCGUCAAAUCGCAUCUACUCGUAUACUUAUCCCAGUCCAGUUCGUCUAUUUCCGUUUCCGGCUUGAAGGAGGAAGAGGAAGAAGAUGAUGAAGAAAAAACAGAAAUAGUUUAUUACAUCAACGAGGAUGAUGAUGAUGAAAUCGAUGAAAACGUCAAUUACAGUGGCAACAACAACAACAACAACAACUGCAAUAAUAAUAAUAACAGCAACAACAAUAAUAAUAACAACAACAAUAAUAAUAAUAAUAACAACAACAAUAAUAAUAAUAAUAAUGUUGAUGACGAUGACGAUUCGAGUUCGUCAAGCGUAUCAUCGCAGCGAAGGGAGAUGAUAAAAUUGAAAAGCGCCUCAAACAACAACAACGACAACAAAGACAAUACAAAACAAGAUGAUGAUGAUGACGAUGACGACGACGAUGAUGAUGUUGACGACGACGAUGAUGAUGAUCGCGAUGGUGGUGGAUUAUUGAACAUAGAAGCCACGGAAGUUAAAAUAGAGUACAUAGUAUAUCCGGACGAUUGCUGUCCAGACUCAGUAACUAUGCAGUUUAAAAAAUGUUUCAACAAAAGAUUGAGAUCCGAAAUAAGUGGAAGUUUGGUGGGAAGAUUUUUCUGGAAGGGAAGAACGCUUUGUUACCAGCUGGUGGAGCAUAAGUGGUUUGAAACUUUCAUCAUCUUCAUGAUCAUCUGUAGCAGUCUGACACUGGCGAUAGAAGACAAAAACAUAGGCGAAAAACCUCUCUUGAAAAAGAUUUUGAAAUAUUUGGACAAAUCAUUCAGCAUCAUCUUCGUAUUUGAGAUGCUCAUCAAACUGAUGGCGUACGGAUUCAAGAAGUAUUUCACUGACGCCUGGUGCUGGCUCGAUUUCAUCAUCGUCGCUAUUUCUCUGAUAAGUCUUGCAGCAGAAGGUGCAGGAAUGGGAAACAUCGGGGCUUUCAGAGCCUUGAGGACAUUGAGGGCCUUAAGGCCCCUUAGAGCUGUUUCGAGAUGGGAGGGAAUGAAGGUAGUAGUUGUGAACGCCUUGAUUCAAGCCAUCCCAGCCAUCUGCAACGUUCUUCUCGUCUGCUUGGUUUUCUGGCUCAUAUUCAGCAUCAUGGGUGUCAACUUAUUUGGAGGUUGCAGCUUUGGGAGGUGUCUAGAUGAAACAGGCGAAGUGGCGAAUGUCAGCCUGAUAUACAACAAAAAUCAGUGCCUAGCGCUAGGUGGGUGGGACUUGUCGACGGCCAGUGACGUCAUGACCAGCGAUGUGCCGCCUCAUAAUUAUUCAUGGUACAACCCUAAAAUUAACUUCGAUCACGUUCCCGUUGCCUACCUCGCUCUUUUUCAAAUCGCUACAUUCAAAGGCUGGAUAGACAUUAUGAAUUACGCAAUUGAUAGUAAGGAGCCAGGGCUACAACCGGAAAGGGAAGUGAGGGUCUAUAUGUACCUCUACUUUGUCUUCUUUAUAGUCUUUGGAUCGUUUUUCACCUUAAACCUCUUCAUCGGCGUCAUCAUCGAUAACUUCAACAUGCAGAAGAGGAAGUCUGGCUCUCAACAACUAUUCAUGACGGAGGACCAAAAAAAAUACUACAACGCCAUGAAGAAACUCGGCUCGAAACAGCCGCAGAAACCGAUACCUAGACCGAAACUAAAAUGCAGCAUGAUCAUCUUUCAAGUGAUAUCCAAUCAGAAAUUUGACGUAGCUAUCAUGAUAGCUAUCCUCCUUAAUAUGAUAACGAUGGCUGUCGAACAUUACGAACAACCAGAGGAACUCACAUUUUACUUGGCGGUCGUCAAUCAGAUAUUCAUAGCGAUAUUCACGAUUGAGUGUCUGAUGAAGUUGAUAGCCCUCCGGUGGUACUACUUCAAGCAGCCUUGGAACGUUUUCGACUUCAUCGUCGUUUUCAUGUCCAUAUUAGGUCUAGCAAUGAAAGAAAUCAUCGAGCAGUAUUUCGUCUCACCGACUCUGCUUCGAGUUGUUCGAGUAUUUCGAGUCGGUCGAAUUUUGCGACUAGUCAAAUCGGCCAAAGGAAUUCGCACGUUGCUAUUCUCACUGGCUGUUUCACUGCCGGCUCUGGUGAACAUCGGUCUCCUCUUAUUCCUCAUCAUGUUUAUCUACGCCAUUUUCGGCAUGUCCUUCUUCAUGCACGUGAAAUACAACAACGGCAUUGAAGAGCUGUUCAACUUUGAAACUUUCUUCCGCAGUAUGACGCUACUGUUUCAGAUUUCUACAUCGGCUGGGUGGGAUGGGGUGCUGGCCGGUGGUGGAGGUGUUGUGGAUGAAGCGAGCCACACCAGCGAUCCUGACGAUCGACCGAACGGAGAUUGCGGUAAUUCAGGGAUGGCCGUACUCUACUUGGUCAGUUAUUUAGUGGUCAGUUACUUAGUAGUCAUCAACAUGUACAUCGCUGUUAUAUUAGAAAACUUCAGCCAAGCCACUGAUGACAUCCGACAAGGGCUGACACAGGACGAUUUUGACAUGUACUACGAAGUUUGGGAAAGGUUCGACGAAAAAGCCACACAGUUCAUACCAUUAGAAAUUAUGAAUCGAUUCGUCGAUGCGCUAGAACAUCCGCUCCGAAUACCGACACCGAACCGAUGUAAACUCGUCAGUCUCAACAUACCGAUAUGCGAGGGCGAUAAGGUCCAUUGCUUAGACAUUCUUGACGCCUUGACUAAGAACUUUCUUGGUACUAGCGGUGACAUGGGUGGCGAGUUAGACCGACUGAAGAAUAGUAUCGGUUAUAAGCCCAUCACCACUACGCUGAGAAGACGACGAGAAACUUAUUGCUCUGUCGUCAUACAGAGGGCUUGGCGUAAGUAUAAAAAUAGUAAUAAGGGUAAUGUAAAUAAAUAA